Molecule: messenger RNA, 3149 nt
Organism: Rana temporaria (common frog)
Lineage: Eukaryota; Metazoa; Chordata; Amphibia; Anura; Ranidae
Gene: STX2
Product: syntaxin 2
Exons: 10
Coding region: 147-1013 (288 amino acids)
Biological process (GO): intracellular protein transport; exocytosis; synaptic vesicle fusion to presynaptic active zone membrane
Cellular component (GO): presynaptic active zone membrane; endomembrane system; synaptic vesicle
Molecular function (GO): SNAP receptor activity; SNARE binding
Source: RefSeq, a predicted model, not a curated record
GGCGCACAUGCGCAGUGUUUCCCCUCUCCUGCUUCCAGCAGUGUGGUUGCUGUGGUACCGGGCGGAGUGCGGGAGGCGGAGAUCACUCUGGACAGGCACCGGGAGAGCCGCUCAGUGACUCUGGGGACUCCACAGCUUGUGCGGGCAUGAGGGACCGACUGACCGAGCUGUCAGCGGCUAAGGGGGAAGGCGAAGAUGGGGACACAGUGGUUAUUGUGCAAAAAGAACAAUUUAUGGAUGACUUCUUCCUUCAGGUAGAAGAAAUAAGGAACUGCAUUGCUAAAAUAUCUGAAAAUGUAGAAGCGGUGAAAAAGAAGCACAGCACGAUUUUAUCUGCGCCAAACCCAGAAGACAAAACCAAGGAUGACCUUGAAAGCCUUAACAAAGAAAUCAAGAAUAUCGCCAACAAAGUUCGGACAAAAUUAAAGUCUAUUGAGCAAACUAUUGACCAUGAUGAUAAUACAAACAGAUCCUCUGUGAAUUUAAGAAUAAGGAAGACUCAGCAUACAGUAUUGUGCAGAAAAUUUGGGGAGGUUAUGAUAGAAUACAAUGAAACGCAGACUCAGUUUCGGGAGCGCAGUAAAGGACGGAUACAGCGCCAGCUAGAAAUAACUGGAAAAACAACUACAGAUGAAGAACUGGAAGAGAUGCUGGAGACUGGGAACCCAGCAAUUUUCACUUCAGAUAUCAUUUUAGAUUCCCAGAUUACAAGGCAGGCUCUAAAUGAGAUUGAAUCGCGGCACAAGGAUAUCAUGAAGCUGGAAUCUAGUAUACGGGAGCUACAUGACAUGUUUAUGGACAUUGCCAUGUUAGUGGAGACACAGGGUGAAAUGAUAAACAAUAUAGAGAAGAAUGUUGAAAAUGCUGCUGAUUAUAUUGAACAUGCCAAAGAAGAAACAAAGAAGGCAGUAAAAUAUCAGAGUAAAUCACGCAGGAAAAUGAUCUUCAUAAUCAUCUGUGUGCUUAUCCUGGUGGUAAUUCUUGUGAUCAUCCUGGCAACAACACUGACUUAGCAGGCACAGUAAGAGUUGGAAGUCUUACCUCCUCUGAUGUUCAGUUUUGCUCCAGAAAUUCUUAUUGGGGACUUUUCUGAUCUGUCACCGGGGCAGAAUACUUAUUUGUUUACUUUGCAAACAGUAAGCAAUCUUGAAAUCAUUCCAUAUGAAGGAGAGGUAAGUAUAUAUGGACUUUGAAGUUUUAUAAGGUCCUUCAUUUCACUUUGUGGAACAAAAGCAGCAGUGUUUCCUAUGUGAACGCAGAGCAGCUUCUUCUCACCAAAUAUCGAACAAACUUUUUUUUUUUUUUUUUUUAUCUUUGUUCUGUGAGUAAUUUGGCUCCAUCCUUGCAAAAAAUGGUGCCUGCCUUCGCCCUACAGAACUUUUUUUUUUUUUUUUUAUCUUUUAAUUCAUCGUGUGAUCCAUUGAAACUACAUUCAGAUUCUCCUGCAUUCAGUGUUAUUCUUUUGUAAUACAAAUCUUUGCAUAUGUCAUGUUAAGAUGUGUGUUUUAUUGGUACUAGCUGUAAUCCUGUUUAAUAGUUGCAUUUUAGUUGUUGCAGCUUUCACAGCAGUACUUUAACUUGGUAUUUAAUCCCUUUUUAUGUUAUUACUAAAUGGUGGUAAAUUAUAGCAACACUACUUACUUUAUUUAGUCUUGCCUUGGAACACAUUGGUAUGAAAAUUGAUUGGCUUGAAAUAACCUCACGUUGAGCUCACCAAAUCCAUCCAAACCUCAUAUUUUAUUACUGAAUGGAAGCUGGUGGAAGAAUUCACACUGGCUUAUUAUAUUUUCCUGGUUUUCAGAUUGGUGAUUUCCCUCCUUUGAUUUGUUUUGUUCAACAUUUAAAAAACAUAAACUAGGGGAGUUCCCAUAUAAGAAGCCAGUGCAUGAUUUGCUCACAUCUAUGUAACACUUACUGCUUUACUAUUCAAUCAUACAACCUAAUUUUCUGUGUAUGCAUUACAUACAUUUCUGUAGCUUUUCCUACAUAAUGUAUGUUUUAACUGAAUAGCUAUAGUUUGUAAGCUUUCUACCUGUCAAGAAACCAAAGGCCCAAACCUAGCAGCCAUUGCAUUUUAGCCUAUUCCAUUUCUAUAUACGCCUGUCUCCUAUUUCUGCAAUUUUUACUUGUCUCACUGUUGGUAAACCAUUCCACACUCACUGUGUAUCUAUAGUUUUAAGCAGUGAGAUAUUUUAUCUUACAAUACUGUUACUGUAAAUUAGCGAGAGUGCCAUAGUAAUGUAGCCUUGUGUACAAUACAGAGCACUGCUGUCUAUAUGAGCGGUACUCUUGCCGUUUUAUGAACAGGGUAAUGGAAUCUUGCAGGUGUAGGCCACUAGAAUUCCAUGAACAGUCAUGAAUAAUAGGGCUUAUAUUUAUAUCUCUAAUUAAAGGUGAGCUGGGUGGAGUCAUUUCCCAUGACAGCCAGAUCAGAUUCAGGCCUGUCGCUUUUCUGAUAUAGGGUACAAAAUUAAAGCUAGAACAUGACUGGUUGGUCCAUUCUCAUCCCCUUUAAUUUUCAUAUGUCGGGUUCAGUACAUUUUUUUUUUAAAGGGUUCAGUACAUUUUUGUGUGUGUGUUCUUUAAAAAAAAACAUUGGACUACUAUGAAAGCAUUAUAUUAUUUAUCCAGAAAAGUCUUACAUGUGUACAUUUGCGCCAUAGCAGAAUGGUGUUUUUCUGUAGCAAGUAAGAGGCACCAUCUCGUAAAAUGCUGUGUGAAGACUGUGAAAAUGUUUUAUAUAUAAUAAUAUGCUAAGCUGCCAUGACACUUCACUUACCCCAACAUGCCUGACAUGUUUACUGACACAUGGUUUUGUUGUGCUGAAAUGUUCUCCAGUCUUAAAUAGAUUAACGCUAACUUUAUUUAUAGUUUUUUUGUUUUUCUCUAUUUUCAACUUAUUUCAAACCAAAGUUGAAAUGUAGCUUUCUUUCUAAAGCCCCUCCUAAGUGUGUGUAAAUCAACUUUAUUUUGUAUGACGUUUUCUUACUAAAUUGUUCCUAACCAGAUAUAAAUGGAAUUGGACAAUUGGCCCUGUUGUACCAGCAUGAAGUUUUUUUUCUGGUGUUUUUUAGGUUUAUUAAAUAGGUUGCACCUUGCUGAAACUCCAAGCACUGUCUUUUUAAAUAAAUUGCUGAAGGUGCAUUAAA